This is a messenger RNA of Clonostachys rhizophaga, 1035 nucleotides long. The record is from the annotation of a GenBank genome assembly. Lineage: Eukaryota; Fungi; Ascomycota; Sordariomycetes; Hypocreales; Bionectriaceae.
AUGGCCCCUAAACCUGAUAUAUUAUUUAUCGACUCGAUCGUUCAGAAGAUAGACUUUGCCCGUCGAAAAGCGCUUGCCGAGAAAUUCAAUAUUAUACAAUAUGACUGCGAGUCCACCGAGGAGUUCAAAGAGCGCUUGAAGCCCGGGGGACCUUACUCAAACAUCGUUGCUAUUUCACGAAAUGGCUGGCUCAAAGCUGGACCGCUCGCGAAGCAACUCCCCUUUGGAACAGAUGUCAUUCCAUACUAUCCGCCCAGUCUCAGAAUCAUAUGCUGCAACGGCCAUGGGCAUGAUGCCUCUGAUGUGGAGGCAAUAACUGCUAGGGGUAUCUGGUACUGCAACACACCAAACGCAUGCACGGAAGCCGUGGCGAAUACCGGGCUGUUCCUUGUACUUGAUUCAUUCCGAUAUCUUUCUUUUGCUCAGUGGUGCGCUCGAAAUGACUGGCUGCAGAGUCAGGACCUGGGUCAAAAGGCGGUUGAUACUGGGAAAACUCUGGGUAUUGUCGGGCUUGGGGAUAUUGGACUGGGCAUUGCUCAGAAGUGCGAAGCCGCAUUUCAAAUGAAAAUACGUUACCAAGGGCCUCGACAGAAGCCACAGGCUGAAGAAACAUUGAAGGGGGGAGCAAUCUACCAUUCAACAGUGGAUGAGAUGAUUACCCAUGUCGACUGCAUCGUCCUCGCGGCCCCCUAUACAAGUGAUACGCAUCAUCUUCUGUCUAAGAGGCAGUUUGAACUCGCCAAAAAAGAUGGGAUAAGGGUUGUGAACGUGGCACGAGGCAAGAUGAUCGACGACGAUGCACUACUCGAGGCCUUGGAGACUGGGCGUGUUGUUGGGGCUGGAUUGGAUGUGCAUACAAAUGAACCAGGUAUCAAUCCCAAAGUGAGGGAUAACUGGCGGGUUACGGUUUUGCCACACAUUGGAGUGUGCUCAGCGACAAGCUGGGAGAAUUUCGAGAAGAUCAAUCUGGACAACAUUGAGGCUUUUUUUACGACCGGCGAGCCAAUAACGCCAGUGAACUAUAUCAAGUAUUAG